Messenger RNA from Linepithema humile (Argentine ant), 2843 nucleotides. RefSeq names its product SURP and G-patch domain-containing protein 1. NCBI's taxonomy places the organism in Eukaryota, Metazoa, Arthropoda, Insecta, Hymenoptera, Formicidae. Gene Ontology annotation, molecular function: RNA binding. Gene Ontology annotation, biological process: RNA processing. Gene Ontology annotation, cellular component: nucleoplasm. The record is from RefSeq and is a predicted model, not a curated record.
CUACUUUUUAAGAGGGGAGUUACGACCUCCUGAAGGAAACACAUCGUCGAACAACAGAAAUGGCGUAUCGUGGUGUGAAGGGAUCUGAUCCGUUUGUGUCAAAAACUUCGCGAAAUGAACGCUUUGCGCAAAUGUCAAAGCAAGAACAAAUUAUUCAGCAGAAGAAGUUGGAAAUUCAAGCAAAACUACAAGAACAGAAAGCAAAAGAAGCCGUAGAAUGCAUGAAGAAGUCAACCUCGACUACAACAACCAGUAAAGGCAAUACUCCAAAAGAAGAAGAUGAAAAAUCAAUUGCAUCUCUUUCUAUGAAUGUGUUUGCCAAUGAUGGUAGUUUUCUCGAUCAAUUUAAAAAGAUUGCUAAUAAAGGAACUGGCAAACAAGAGAUGCAACAAGAUAAAUCUGAGGAUAGAAGAAAAGAUGAGAAAACUUAUGAAGCUAUUAGGGAAAGAGACAGGCACAGGCAUGAAAAAAAUAGAGAUUGGGAUAGCAGACGAGAUCGUAUAAGGAAUGAUUCACGUUGGGGAAGGAAUUCGGAUAGGAAGCAUAGUUCUUCCUCGAGUCCGUCGCCUACUAGACGAAGAUCACCGCCUAGCCCUGAAAUACGGCGUAGUUAUCAACCUCAGAAUGGUCAGCGCGCACAGUUUAAUCAACAAUUUCCAAUUCAGAACAAUAAUCAAAUUUCUUCCAUCCCAUCUCUCAUGUCUCAACCCAUCCAGAUGCAAAUAACGAGCAUACCACCACCCAAUUUGAGAAAUUUGACAUCGACCGUGCCAUCUGCACCUUUGCAAAGGUUAUCAGUGUCGAAAAAUUUUAACAAUAACUACACUAAUAUGAAUGACCAUUCUAACAAUGUUAGCAUGCAAAUUGCACCACCAUCGCACAUUAUACAUCCCCCUCCCCCUCCUCCUCCACCACCGCCUAUUCAAAACAUUCCACCUAAUACAAAUAUUCCACCACCAAAUAUGCGAAUUUCCCAAGCAGUGCCAAUGUCUAAUUUAUCCUCGUCGUCGAACGGACAACAACAUAUUAUACAAAAUCCACAAUGCAGCAUAUCGCCUAUGGCGUGCAAUGCUAAUUUACAGCCUCCUAAUAUUCCUCCACCUAACAUCCCACCACCAAACAUUUUGCCACCAAUGUCGCAAAUGCGACCGACCAUGUUGCCUAUUGCGGGCUCACAAGCAAUUGUUGUGACAGUACCAAACGUAGCUAAUAUUCCACCUCCAAGUGUGAUAACGUCUAUGAUAAUGUCAUCGCCUCCGCCAGUGCAUACCGUGCCAUCGACAAUCAAUUCAAUUCCACCGCCAAACUUAAAUAUUCCACCGCCAAAUGUCCCACCGCCCACUGUCAUUCCUAAUACGGUACCCACGCGUGCUCUUAUGUCUACCGGCUAUACUCUUUCCAAUCAGAUGCCUAUCACGGUGGGUCCUCCUAAUGUUCAAAUACCACCACCUGUGAGACCACCGCCGACUAAUCUACAAAGCUCUGAACAACAAGUGUGUCCAGUAGAAGCUGAACAACUAGCACGCUUCGUGGCUGAAUGGGGAGAUGAAAUUGAACAGGAAGUGCGAGAGAAAAAUGUCCAAGAUCCUAAAUUAUGGUUUCUGCACCAAAAGCAAAGUGCAGCGUAUCUGCAGUACAGGGGAUUGGUUUCAAAAUUACGUGCCGAGAAGCCAGAUAAGGAUAAGAAGAAUUACAGUGGUGCAGAACUUUAUUGUCCCGAAGAAGCUCUUAGUGACAAUGAUGAAGUGGAUAAAUCUCAAAAAUCUCACAUGACUCUAUAUGUAGAUCAACCAAAGGACGAUAAUAAGGAAGAACGAAAAAGGAAAAGACGUAGCCGCUGGAGUGAUUCCAAUACCAAGAUUCUCAGUACAGAAGCGAAUGUAUCUUCUGAUAAUAGGCCGAGUGCCAUACUUUCGCAACCAGGCAUAGCUAUACCGGCGCAAAUUGGGCAACCUGCAGUAAUAAUACCUCCUCCGUCAAAGGGACAACAUGUUAAGUCAAAAAAUCCGAUGCUUACUAAGAUUUCACGGAAUGAUCCUGCACUUAUUCAUUAUGCGAAGCAAACUUUUGGUACCCUCGAUCUAAGCGAAGAACAAUGGAAAAAGGCAGAGGAUCAUUAUAAGAUAAAUCUCUUGUAUCAAAAUCUCUUAAAGAAAAAGGAAGAAGUAAAACGCUUGGAAGCGCAAGGAAGGCACAAAUAUGAAUACGAUAGCGAUGAAGAGACAGAAGGUGGAACUUGGGAACAUAAACUGAGAUCUGCUGAAAUGGAAGCAACGCAAAUGUGGGCGGAGGAAUUAACCGCGCAGGCAGAAGGCAAACAUCAUAUUGGCGAUUUUCUGCCACCAGACGAGUUGAAAAAAUUUAUGGAACAGUAUAACGCGGUAAAACAAGGAAAAGAACCCGAUUUGAGCGAUUAUAAAGAAUACAAGUUGAAGGAAGAUAAUAUAGGUUUUCAAAUGUUACAAAAACUUGGAUGGAGCGAAGGACAAGGCUUGGGUAGUGAAGGUAGCGGUCGUAUCGAACCAGUUAAUAAAGCGACGAAUAGACUAGAUAGCUCAGGUCUAGGUUCUGAAAGACCAGAUGGGAUAUCCAGGGACGAUGAUGAAUUCGAUGCAUAUAGGAAAAGAAUGAUGCUUGCAUACAGAUUUAGGCCUAAUCCAUUAAAUAAUCCAAGAAGACCUUAUUACUAAGAACUGACUACAUUAAACAUAUUCUUUUUAUGACAGAACAGUGUAGUGGAUUGUUUUUAUUUUGUAUAUUUAAAAUUGUAUAUUUUAUUUUAAAAUAUAUCUCUUAUAAAAUUUUCGCUUUUCUCUGAAUUCAGAGAAACUGAUUGCUUUAAA